AUGGAUUCUGAUGGAGGACAGAGAACAAAGCAUCAUAGGAUUAAGGAACCUCGAAACCAUGAGCGAGAUUUCAGUUCAAACCUCCCUUAUGUUCCGCCUUAUAAGUUGGCCCGGAAGAUGAAAGAGGUCGAAGAUAAAAGUAGCAUCGAGUAUCAGAAGCUCACAUGGGAUGCCCUGAAAAAGAGCAUCAAUGGGGUAGUUAACAAGGUUAAUGCUGCCAACAUUAAGAAUAUAAUCCCUGAAAUUUUUUCAGAGAAUCUCAUUCGCGGCAGGGGCCUCUUUUGUCGAUCCAUUAUGAAGUCACAGAUGGCAUCUCCGAACUUCACAGAUGUAAUUGCUGCCUUGGUUGCUGUUGUCAACACCAAGUUCCCUGAGGUCGGCCAGAUAUUGUUGAGGAGAGUUGUCUUGAAGCUCAAGAUUGCAUUCAAGCGGAACGACAAGCCACAGUUACUAGCUGCAGCUAAAUUCGUCGCGCAUCUUGUGAACCAACAAGUGGCUCAUGAGAUUGUAGCAUUGGAGUUUCUCACUGUGCUGCUUGAGAAUCCUACCGAUGACAGUGUUGAAGUUGCUGUUUUGUUUGUGACAGAUUGUGGCGCAAUGCUUCAAGACGUUUCACCUAGAGGGCUGCGCGGCAUAUUUGAACGGUUUUUGGCGAUUCUUCACGAAGGAGAGAUUGACAAACGAGUUCAGUUUUUGAUUGAGGGCUUGUUAGCUCUAAGGAAAGCCAAGUUUAAUGGGUACCCGGCUGUUCGUCCAGAGUUGGACCUUGUAGAGCAAAAAUACCAGUUCACUCAUGAGGUUUCUCUCGAAGAUGAGAUAGAUCCAGAAGAUAUCCUUAAUCUUUUCAAGCCGGACCCCAAUUUCCUUGAGAAUGAGGGGCGCUAUGAAGAAGUGAAGAAAACAAUACUUGGUGAUGAGGAGUCUGAAGAUGGAGAUGUGGACAAUGAAGACGAUGAAUCUGAAGAAGAAGAAGAAGAAGAAGAGGAGGAGGAUCAGCAGCAUAUGCAAAUAAGAGAUGAGACAGACACGAACCUUGUCAAUCUUCGAAGAACGAUAUAUCUGACCAUCAUGAGUAGUCUAGGUUUUGAGGAGGCAGGUAAUAAGCUCCUUAAGAUUAAGCUCGAACCAGGCCAAGAGAUGGAGAUAUGCACUAUGCUCUUAGAUUGCUGCAGAGAGGAGAAAUACUACCGCCCAUUUUACGGUCUCUUGGGACAGCGGCUCUGCAUGAUCAGAAGAGUCUACCAGGAAAAUUUUGAGAGAUGUUUAGUACAGCAGUAUUCGAUGAUCCACCGCCUCGAAACACGUAAGGUCAAUACUGUUGCCUCAUUUUACGCACAUUUACUCUCAACCGAUGCUCUUCCAUGGCAGUGCUUAGCCUAUAUGCGACUAACUGAGGAGGAUACUACUUCUUCUUCUCGGAUUUUUAUCAAGAACCUUUUCCAGGAGCUGGCAUCACAGCUUGGCAUUCGUGAGCUUAAUCAGCGGCUCAAUGAUCCUGCGAUGCAAGAAAGUAUUGAGUCUAUUUUGCCGAGGGAUAAUCCGAGGAACUCCCGGUUCGCCAUAAAUUUCUUCACAGCAAUAGGGCUUGGUCCCCUCACUGAGAACCUGCGGGAGUAUUUGGAUAACCUGCCACAGCAUAUUAGGCAACAACAAAAAGAAGUAUCAGAGGAAGAAUCUGAGAGAUCUGAGGAAUCAGGACCAUCAAGCUCUGAUGAUGAAAGCGAAAGUGAUAGGGAUGAAAGGCGCAAGAAUAAACGUAGGAGAGCUUAG
Fragaria vesca subsp. vesca is the source of this 1770-nucleotide messenger RNA. Its product is annotated as pre-mRNA-splicing factor CWC22 homolog. NCBI's taxonomy places the organism in Eukaryota, Viridiplantae, Streptophyta, Magnoliopsida, Rosales, Rosaceae. Gene Ontology annotation, molecular function: RNA binding; protein binding. The coding region runs from base 1 to 1770 and encodes 589 amino acids. Gene Ontology annotation, cellular component: catalytic step 2 spliceosome. The record is from RefSeq and is a predicted model, not a curated record. Gene Ontology annotation, biological process: mRNA splicing, via spliceosome. The transcript has a single exon.